Molecule: messenger RNA, 831 nt
Organism: Aspergillus niger
Lineage: Eukaryota; Fungi; Ascomycota; Eurotiomycetes; Eurotiales; Aspergillaceae
Exons: 1
Coding region: 1-831 (276 amino acids)
Source: RefSeq, a predicted model, not a curated record
AUGAAGCCCGUCCUGCUUAUCUUCAUGCUGGUUCUUUCCAUUGAACUUGGGCAUUGUUCGAAAAUGACCGGUCCUUUCGAAGCUCUUUUUUUCUACUAUGCCUAUCAGAUCGAUGCCGCAGCUGCAGCCAGAGCAGCCGAAGACGGGAUCUCAUAUGAGGCCACAAUCGGAGGUGACUGUAUUGGUAGAGAUUGUACCUUGGAGGCCUUUUUGAGAACGAUCAUGGAUCCAUAUUAUGCGGAAGAUCUCACGCCCACUUCAACUGGAUCCACUAGAAGCCCCGACGUCUAUGCAACAGCCGAGGAGAUUGAUACGUAUUGGAAUUACAAUGGUAGCGACUUACAGGCUGACGAAAUCAUCAAGAAUGCUCCGGAUUACUUUGCCAAUGUGGUCAAUGCUGUCGCGAGUAAAAUACAAGAGGCUCGAGCAGUUGUGCCAUCUACCGAUCUGAUGGACAAGGCAGUGGUGGCCUUGAAAUGGGCGCAGGCCGUGAGGCUCAGUGAGAUGAUUGUCCUUAAUGGGGAGCUUCAGGGUGCGAAAGCGCUGGCUUUUGCAGAUAAGUACCCAGACGUCGACCUGCUGAGCACCCAACGAGAAUUGGGUAUUGACAGGACUGUGUCACCCCCAUUGAAGAUUGUUUACGCUGAUCUUGAUUAUGCAAACAUGGCAUUGCUGGCAUCGGACGGGGACAUGACGAGAGUCAUGAGUAAUUACGAUGACUUUCUCAAGUUUGCCCAAGCCAAACCUACCACCCGGGUUUACAGAACUCACCAAAAUAUCGUGAAUAUGUAUCAGCGGGUGAUACCGUCGCUGGAGGCGGGCUGUUCUUGA